CGCUUGCGCAUUGUUGUCCGCUGGUCCCUCUCCACCACGCCUGCGCAGUGUGGGAGUUGUGAAUGGGGUAGUAGUGGGGGAGGGCUUGCAGUCUAAGAUAGGGAGUUAGACUAAAGGAGCCAGGAAGUAAGUUUGAGUCUUCUUUUUUUGUUGCCGACGAGAGACUGUUAAGAAAAAGCCGCUGGUUGUGUAGACGGGAACACACGCUGAAAUCUGGGGAAGACGAGUGAAGGAAGGAAACAGACUCACAUGGUGACCGAGGAGUGACGUAUUUAAACGGUUUGGAGCGGGGAAGGAAGGAUUGGGACUCGCUUUAGCAAAUACACACGGGUCACUAGCAGGGCUGCAGAUACAUCAUUGCCGUGCAGUUCACGCAUCCUCAGUCACACUGACACACACUAGCGAAUACCUGCACACAAGCGGAGGGGAGAGCCAGGGAAAGGCAGACCGGAUCCUCGACUAGGAGUGCUGUUGCUUUUGCUUUUAAACAAGACGGAAGAAAGGUUGCGGAAGAUGCCACGGGUCGUCCCCGAUCAAAGAAGCAAAUUUGAGAACGAGGAGUUCUUCAGAAAAUUGAGCAGAGAGUGCGAGAUCAAAUAUACGGGAUUCAGAGAUCGCCCGCACGAAGAGAGGCAAGCUAGAUUUCAGAAUGCAUGUCGGGACGGCCGGUCAGAGAUCGCUUUUGUGGCGACAGGAACCAAUCUGUCUUUGCAGUUUUUUCCUGCAAACUUGCACGGGGAACAGAGGCAAACGCCAACCAGAGAAUACGUGGAUUUCGAGCGGGAGACCAGCAAGGUUCACCUCAAGGCCCCCAUGAUCCUGAACGGGGUCUGUGUGUUCUGGAAGGGCUGGAUUGACCUGCAGAGACUGGAUGGUAUGGGCGUCCUGGAGUUUGAUGAAGAAAGAGCACAGCAAGAGGAUACUGUAGUGCAGCAGGCCUUCGAGGAGCAGAGGAGAAGGACUCGAGACUUUGAUGACAGAGACAGGUCUCAUCGGGAGGACAUGGAGGACCUGGUUGGAUCAAAAACCUGGACUGUUGAUGGCUCUCAAGGAUCAGGGCAAGGCGACAGCAGGAUCCAAGCCCGGGAUCCAACAUGGGAAGCGGAGACGACCUCAAACUUCGCUGAUCGCUGCUGAGUGGUGGGGCUGUGGGGCUGUGUGCGUAGAUGUUUACAGGGGACCAAAGUUGAGAGAGGGCUGGAGGGGUUCGGCUAGCCCUUCUCCUGGCCUGUGGCGGGGGUGUUUCUCUCCUCCUGCCAGGGUUUUGCACUAUGUUUAUGUUACAGUACCCACGUUGCCGAUCGUAUGCAUGUAGCUAGUAGCACCUCUGCGUGUGAGUUUUGUUUCCUAUGCAAGCUUAUUUUUAAUUGUGUGUGUGGUGUGUGUUUUUUUUUUUUUUUUAAUUGGCACCAUUUUUAAAUAAGAAAAAAAAAAAGUUUCCAGGUCAGGACUUUUCCUUUUUUUUUUUUUUCUUUUUAUAUAUA
This is a messenger RNA of Acipenser ruthenus (sterlet), 1484 nucleotides long. It is a transcript of the gene cbfb, whose product is annotated as core-binding factor subunit beta. Lineage: Eukaryota; Metazoa; Chordata; Actinopteri; Acipenseriformes; Acipenseridae. The transcript is spliced from 7 exons. The record is from RefSeq and is a predicted model, not a curated record. Gene Ontology annotation, biological process: regulation of transcription by RNA polymerase II. Gene Ontology annotation, cellular component: core-binding factor complex; nucleus. Gene Ontology annotation, molecular function: transcription coactivator activity; sequence-specific DNA binding. Bases 514 to 1137 code for a protein of 207 amino acids.